AUGGGCUCUGGCAUGUGGGGCAUGUUCAGCAGGCAAGUGGACAGCGGUUGGUCGGGUCAUAGCGGGGAGUCUGGUAGGAGAGCAGGUGGGUCGGGGAGGCGGGUGGGGAGAGGGGGAGGCAGAGAGGAGGAGCACGUGGAAGGGGAAUUGGAAGAGGAGGAGGAGGAGAAGGAGGUGUGGAUUUUGGUAUCGGUGAAGGACACGGGGAUUGGCAUCAGUGCGGAGAAGCAGGGGGAGAUUUUCCACAACUUCGUGCAGGCAGACACGUCGUACACACGGGACUAUGGGGGAAUAGGGCUCGGGCUCAGCAUCGUGCAGAGUCUGGUGCACAUGAUGGGCGGGGAGGUGUGGGUGGAGAGCGACCUGGGCAAGGGCUCAACAUUCUUCUUCACAGCUCGCCUCGAAACCGCCCCUGCCGGCACCACCGCUCCCGCACACCCCCCCCAGGCCUUCGACCCGUCCGCUCCUCCUUCUCUCGCCGCCUCCUCCUCCUCUCUCUCUACGCCCUUUCUUCUGAACUUCCCCCGGGGUUUCCCCUUGCUGGAUACGGGGCUGAGAUCGCUCGAUUUGAUUCUUCUGUGA
Closterium sp. Yama58-4 is the source of this 582-nucleotide messenger RNA. The record is from the annotation of a GenBank genome assembly. Lineage: Eukaryota; Viridiplantae; Streptophyta; Zygnematophyceae; Desmidiales; Closteriaceae.